ACGGAUCCGCGGUGAAGCACUUACCUUGGUCUUGAUACAGAGGAGGGAUUGCCUCGGUACAACAGUCAGCUCCGCUCGGAAACCUGCCUUGGCGACGCAUUCUUUCGGCGACGAUUGGAUAUUUCACGUCAUUUUCGCGCUGGAAGUUUGUCUUCGAAGUUGACAGUUUAAUGGUUGAAGAACAUCCCUCAGUUCGGGCUAAGUUGACCUGCUGGAUGUUUGAGGUUCCCGACCCACAAUGCACCCCUGGCCAAAGGUGGCCUGGGUCCUACUGCUGACGCUUCUCUCUGAUUGGCUGGAGAGUGCCCUGUGCCGUGACUUCUCUGUCAAGGACAUCGUCUUCCUCCAUCCAUCGACGACGCCUUAUCCUGGGGGUUUCAAGUGCUUCACCUGUGAGAACGCUGCAGACAACUUUGACUGCAACCGCUGGGCCCCGGACAUAUACUGCCCUCAAGAGACCAGGUACUGCUACACAGAGCACAAGAUGACAGAGGCCGGGGACAGUGUGACGGUGACCAAGCGCUGUGUGGCACUGGAGGAGUGUCUCUACACAGGAUGCACUGACGUACUGGAUGAAGGACACAAGGUGUGCACCUCUUGCUGUGAAGGAAACAUCUGCAACAUGCCGGUGCCGAGGAACGAGACCUCUGCUGUGUUUGCCACGGUCUCCCCCCUCAACAGGAGCAGCAGCCUCUUCCAGCAGUUCUGGGGCCUCUGGCUCUCUACUCUCCUCCUCAACAUCAUCAUCAUGAACAGCCACUCGUAAGGCUGUAGUCAUAUGGCUGGACUUGAGGCAACACUAUUUUUUUCUGGAGUUAAAGCAACACUAGAUUGUUUUUUUUCUGGGGUGGAAGCACUAGCAAGUAAUUUUUGGGAUGGAGUUAAAAGCACUAGUAGGCCAUUUUUUGGCUGGACUUUAAACAGUAGUAAGUCAUUCAUUCUUGGGCUACAGUUAACGCACUGUGUAUGUGGGACUUCCCGAGGACGGUGAGCUGCAGCUAAGGCUAGUUGGGAGUACAGCAAGAAGUAGUGGCACUGACAGCUUUGACUGGGCCUAGGACAUAGUCAUCUU
Molecule: messenger RNA, 1072 nt
Organism: Engraulis encrasicolus (European anchovy)
Lineage: Eukaryota; Metazoa; Chordata; Actinopteri; Clupeiformes; Engraulidae
Product: ly6/PLAUR domain-containing protein 6-like
Exons: 5
Coding region: 239-766 (175 amino acids)
Biological process (GO): positive regulation of canonical Wnt signaling pathway
Molecular function (GO): acetylcholine receptor inhibitor activity
Source: RefSeq, a predicted model, not a curated record